Messenger RNA from Cantharellus anzutake, 1949 nucleotides. RefSeq names its product WD40-repeat-containing domain protein. Gene Ontology annotation, biological process: rRNA processing. The record is from RefSeq and is a predicted model, not a curated record. The coding region runs from base 19 to 1578 and encodes 519 amino acids. Gene Ontology annotation, molecular function: protein binding. NCBI's taxonomy places the organism in Eukaryota, Fungi, Basidiomycota, Agaricomycetes, Cantharellales, Hydnaceae. Gene Ontology annotation, cellular component: nucleus. The transcript is spliced from 6 exons.
GUUCUCGACGAGAAAGAAAUGAAUCGUAUCCGCGAAUUAGCUGGAGCCGAAUUUGAAGACGCCGAUGCGGAACUUAAAUCUCUUAUUAUGGCAUCUCAGACAGAAGGCGACGAUUUGGACGACGGCAGUGAAUGGGAAGAUACGUCCUCAGAUCCAGAUGAAUCAAAUUCAGGCGAUAUGGAAGUUGAUGGCGCUGUCCAGAAAGGUUCAACGGAUUCGCAGAAGGACCCCAAUGACAUCUCUGAAUAUCAAUUGGAUACAUACGACGAUGAGGAGGGAGGGGUUGCUUCAGGUCCAUUUUCCAAUAUGAAGUGGUUAUUGUCUCACGAUGGGGACGACCCAUAUGUUACUUUAAAGGAGGAUGAGGCACAGGAGCGCGAGGAAGCCGAGAUAUAUCCUACCGAUAACCUAAUUGUUGUCGCCAAAGUAGAGGCCGACGUCGCGCAAAUGGAAGUUUUUGUGUAUGACGAAUCGAAAGACAACCUAUAUGCCCAUCACGAUUUCAUGCUCCCCUCUUUCCCACUAUGUAUCGAAUGGCUUGAUUACCAGCCAAAUGCCCCCUCCACGUCCAAGACUGGUAAUUUCAUUGCUGUAGGAACAUUCGAACCAGAGAUUGAAAUAUGGUCGCUGGACACGAUGGAUGCCGUUUACCCCGAUGCCGUAUUAGGGAAACUAGAAAAGACUCAGCAGCGCGGUCCAGUGGCGGCAAAGCCCAACAAGCGCAAAAAAGCAGGGAAAUCAAACGACAGCUUCCAUAUUGAUUCAGUCCUCGGCUUAUCUUGGAACAAGGCACAUCGGAAUCUCCUCGCAUCGGCUUCUGCGGAUAAGACGGUUAAACUCUGGGACUUGUCCGGAGGAUCCGGGAGUAGUGCCAUCAGGUCAUACAAUAUCCACCAGGAUAAGGUUCAAACAGUACAUUGGUGCCCUAACGAGUCAACUGUACUACUUACUGGAGGUCUUGAUCACACACUCAGGAUGUUUGAUACCAGAGCUCCGACAUCCGUGGUGGGUGUAAAAUUGAACGAGGAGAUUGAAGUUUUGCGGUGGGAUCCAUGGGAUCCAAGUGGAUUUUACGUAGCAUUGAAGGAUGGAAGCGUGCGGAAUUUUGAUGCACGCACACUGUCUGGAAAAAUGGAUUCCGCCCCUCGGUUCAAUAUUGCAGCACAUCAUGGAUCUGCCCUUGGAUUGGACGUCAAUCCCCACCUAAGAGGUUGCAUUGCCACGGGAGGACAUGACGAGAUCGUCAAAGUUUGGGACGUUAAAACCAAUGCGACAACACAGGAGUUAGAUGUCUCGAUGGUUGCUUCCAAAGAGCUUGGUGUCGGAAAGGCAUUCUCUGUAACUUGGUCACCAGACGAUCCCCUUACCCUGGCCGCGGGGGGUUCGACGGGAAAACUCCAGGUAUGGGAUGUAAGCACGUCGAAGGACGCGUUCAGGACCUUCAAGUCGAAGUUGUACGAAGCAGGAAAAGAAAUCGAAUUGAGGAUAGGAAAAAGUGAAGUGAUUGGAGUUGACGAUGACGACGACGACGACGAGAACGAUGAUGAUGCCGAUCCAACGUCUGCAUUCGGCAUGUAAGACGAGUACAUAUACGGCAACUCAUUUCGCCAGAUCUUCAUCUUCAUACGACAUCUGCACAACCCCAUCCAUAAUUGAAUACCCGGUUUUCCCUACGCAGCCCCCGGUAUCCUAGGCAGCCUGAUCCUUGAUAAUAUAAGAAUGGAGCGCGGUGUGUGAGUUGGAGUGCAAGCCUUUUUCAGCUGUUGUUAUGACUCGUCACGUUUGACUCAAAUACUUGUGGAGUUGAUUCGCUCAUGUAUGGUGUGGAAUGACGAGGCAGUCGUUAGCGGUGGUGCGUGGUAAAUCACGACUGCGGUGUUAAGCUCGUCAGAACGCUCCCCCAGAUUCGGGAUGCGUGAAGGUCGAACACAGACGUAAAAGGCGCGGAU